CUUCCCAGCUCGACUUCUUUCAUUCACCCAUCAGACAACAUCAAGCGCGCCUACCAGCGGCCAAACAAAAUUUGAACAGAUCAUGAAGCAAAUCCUCACCAGCCUAGUCUCUCUUUCAGCCGUCCUGCUGCUAUUCGUACUCAUCAGUGAAUACGCCCCCAGAUGCAGCGGCCAAGUGCACCACAGAUUCAGCGGGUGGCGGCCCGGUGGAAAAAAGCGAUCGGAUGCCUCAGAAGUCAACUCGAACAAGAUUACCAUUGAGAGGCCGCAACAACCGAUUUGCAAGCAGACGACAGACCAACUCGAACUACUCGAAGACGACUCUGAUAUUCUAGGAGAUUUGAGGAGAGCAGCAAAUAGGAUGAGACUUCUUCAUCUCUUCAACUUGUCAAAGUCUCGACUGAACGAAUUAAAGGAUACAUCAAUGAACGAAGUUGACGAGAGGCCUAUUUAUGAAGACUAUCUAGAGGAGGGUUUAUAGGAGACAACAAUUCUUUCACGCUCGCAUAAUAGUUUAUUUUAAAUAUUCUUUAUACUUCAUCAUUUAAAUUAAUGAAGUUGUAAACCAGAACAUUUUAGCGUUUAAUUUUAAGCAAAAUGUCCCCCGCAAAGUGUCAUCCCCCUCAUGCAUGUCAUAUUUAAGAAUCACGUGAUUUCAGCCAUGGGUAAUUUAAUGAACAUUAUACUUUCAUAUAAUCACCUUUUUUCAGUGAUUUCAACCGAGGGUGAUUUGAUGAGCAUUAUACUCUCAUUGCAUAUAUCACUUUUUCUCGCCAGGCAAGGACCCCCAAAAUUCUAUAUUUUGAUUAUUUACGUAUAAAGUUUAUUCUUUCCAGUCCGUAUAUAUAUAUAAAAUAACUCUUUUCUAUUGAGGAAUUUAACUCGAAUGCUAUACUAAUCGUAAAAAAUAUUGAAUCGGUUAUGAUAUUAUUAAUCUUGAAAACCUGCAUAAAUAGUCUUCAUUGUAGAUGUUUAUAUUAUAUUCUAUACGUACAGACACAUUCUUCAGCUGCAAUCUGUAUUUAACGGCCAUGGAUCUUUUAAAUAGCAAAGUUAUCUAGAAUAUGUGAACAUGUUUAAUUUCGCAUUGAUGUAUAUACUUGUACAAAAUGAAGUAAGACAAUGCUUCGUUACUCAAGUGUGUGGAUGUGGGAAAAAUUGGAGUGAUAUGUUAUGCAUGAAGAAUUAAAUGAGAAUAUUUCACAGGUAUCAAAUUUUUAAAGUGCAAAAUAUAACUUUAAGUUGAUUUUGUUAGAUUA
Messenger RNA from Lytechinus variegatus (green sea urchin), 1259 nucleotides. RefSeq lists its product as uncharacterized. NCBI's taxonomy places the organism in Eukaryota, Metazoa, Echinodermata, Echinoidea, Temnopleuroida, Toxopneustidae. The transcript has 3 exons. The record is from RefSeq and is a predicted model, not a curated record. The coding region runs from base 83 to 481 and encodes 132 amino acids.